Paramuricea clavata is the source of this 696-nucleotide messenger RNA. The record is from the annotation of a GenBank genome assembly. Lineage: Eukaryota; Metazoa; Cnidaria; Anthozoa; Malacalcyonacea; Plexauridae.
AUGGCGGAUACCGAAGGACGCCAGUUUGUAAGAGAUCGUAUUAGGAAUUGUAUUUUAAACAUUUUACAGCAAAUGCAAGUGGCGGGCGAUGAAGGGGAACGUCUGGGCAAUGUCCAUUUUAGGCUGGAAUGGCUGUUAAAUAUCGUCACUAGAUAUUAUCAAACCGAUUUAGUUCAGGAAGAAAUUGUGAAUCUUCUUCGCGAAGCUCUAAGAAAUUUGACAGAAGUAUGUGACUGUGCUGAUAACGACGUCGAGGCUGAAGCAAUUUUCACGGGCAAUCGUGGACGCCCUAGCUAUAACAUUCCUUACGAACAAGUUACUUUUCUAGUUGAAAGGCGAUUUAGCACAAAACAAAUGGCCUCUAUACUUGGUGUAAGUGAAUGCACUGUACAACGACGAUUACAACACUUUGGUAUGUCCAUCAGAGGAACGUAUGCAACUCUAACAGACCAAGAACUGGAUUCGACAAUUCAGGAAAUAUUGAGGGUCCAACCUAACACUGGCAAUAAAAGAAUGACUGGUCACCUGGCUGUUCGUGGUGUCAGAAUUCAACAAAGGAGAAUCAGAGAGUUGAUGCAUCGUGUAGAUCCAGAAGGAACACUUAUACGAGCACUAGAAUUAAACGUUAUUAACCAUAGACGUUAUUCAGGACCUCUCCUUUGGCUCUCUGGCAUAUUAAUGGCAACCACAAAUUAA